This is a messenger RNA of Toxorhynchites rutilus septentrionalis, 2326 nucleotides long. Its product is annotated as sorting nexin-29. Gene Ontology annotation, molecular function: phosphatidylinositol binding. The transcript has 4 exons. Lineage: Eukaryota; Metazoa; Arthropoda; Insecta; Diptera; Culicidae. The coding region runs from base 494 to 2095 and encodes 533 amino acids. The record is from RefSeq and is a predicted model, not a curated record.
ACCAUACUUUCUCAUUACGCUCAUCACAAAAAUGUUUUGAUGAUUUUGAUCGUUCCUUCCAUACAAACACAACUACGCCAAAAUGUGGACAAGCAACACGCUCCAAAGCAUUUCUUCUUAGUGGCUGUGUGUAAUCUACGCCAGGGAAAAAAGGGUUCAGUACAAUACAGGCCACAAGCGAGCCAAAACAAGAAAACAAUCGUAGUGUAGGAGAGCAGCAGCAGCAGCAGCAGCAAAAAAGACGUUCUCAAUAAGCGUGAUUAAUCAUCGUCGUCGUCGCGGAAUUGAAUAGUGACCACCGUUAUCUUUCCAAUAAUGCUUCAAAUGAGCACAAGAUGACUGUCCGCUAAAAUCAUAUCGUAGUGAAGUUGCAAAAUAAGCAAUAAGCUGGAGGUGGUUAUCCGCCCCCUGCUUCUCUCGCGCUCUGUGUGAUUCUCGCUGACUCUCAAGGCCACUCGGUUGUUUUUCCUUUUCUCAGUUUUUGGGGGGCAGCAUGGUGGGAAUGAGUAACUUUACCCUGGAUCCUUCGAUUCUUGGCAAUGGAGGAACCAAGCGGCAUGAGCUGGAACGGAAGGCUCUCGUAGACGAGCUGCUGGCUGUUGUGAAAGAAAGCCAGAAAAAAUAUGGAAGCAAAACCGAACUCGCCACAGAGAAUGAUUCGAGAAUCCUUCUACUUUGCGAAACUUGGGAGCGAGUACUUUCCCAUGGGCUGAAAUCCAAUAGCACAAUGCUGAAGAGUGUGGCUGAUUUGGUCGCUGGCGGUGGUUUGGAAAUUCCAGUAUUCUGGGAUUUUGCCUUCAAACAUCUGACGAAUCAUGAGAAGGAACGGUUUUCUGCCUUGCGUCACGUUUGGACGAACAGUGGCAAAGGAAAGGCACUGCUAAGAGCGAUUCUCAACGAGCGCGCCUUGGAACGGUACAUGUUGAUAUGGCUGGGGGAUGUUAAAAUUCUCGAAGAAAGCUACGAGCCGUGGGCUCUAAUGAGGGACCCGGAGAUUGUCAGUUUGCUACCCAAUAUGGCCGCGGGACUAAGCACGAUUUUGUUCGCUAUUUCGGUAGAUGCACCCGAGUUGAACGCUGCCAUCAAAGUGAAGGUUGAAAAGGCGGAGCCCAUCAUAGCGACCCGUGCCCCCGCUGGGCCAGCUCGUAAGAUGAACAUUGUGGCACGUGAAAUUCUCGAAGAAAACACCACCCAACCGAUUCUGAAUCUCUCCUCGUCUCCGGGUACUUCUCAGAUCACUAUUCGUCGCACGAAUAGUAUUGAUAUAAAAGAAUAUACUCAUAUCGAAUCGAACCCGCAGCCCAGGGAGGUUUACUCCGUGGAAGAUGCGCUAAACAGUCUCACCAUCACUCGCAGGAAAAGCCGAGAAUCGGUUCCCGACAGGGAUGGAGUCGCAACCAGUCCGGACAAUGCACUGGAAGCAUCUGAAGAUAGUAUUAUAGGCAAUUACUCGAUGAAUUCCUCAACUGCAACGACGACAACGGCUACUUCGAACGCCUCGUCCAGUAUGGCGUCCUUUUCGGAAUCUUCAGCAAACGAUACCACAGAGGAACAUGGUUUAGGGCUACAAUCGGAGGCGGUCGAAAAACUGAAACGAAAGUUAACCGAUUCGGAGGAACGCUGCCAGAUGCUUGAGGCUCGAGUUGCCGAGCUGAGUUUGGAAAACAAUCGACUGCGGAUGUUGACACGCUCGAAUCGACUCUCGUUGAUGCAUUUCCAGAUCUGUAUCCCCAAGGCUAUUCUCCGGACGCCGGUGAGUGGUCACCGACGACAGCACUACUGCUACGAAAUCCGGGUAACUCCGACGGCCACGGGAACGAACGGAGGAGAUUGCUGGUCGGUCUUCCGACGGUACAGUGACUUCUACCGGUUACACAAGACCCUCCAGAAGGAAUACCCCAGUGUGAAGACGCUUGAUUUCCCUCCAAAGAAAAAGUUUGGCAAUAUGAACGCGCAGUACGUGGAACAGCGCCGUCAACGGCUACAGGUUUACCUGAACAGUUUGUUCAUCACAGUACUCCCGGAAGUAUCGGCAUGUAACACACGCUCGCAGUUGGAAAGGGCCUUUCCAUUUUUACGCGAUGCAAUUUUGUAGGAUAACCGUGUAAAUAAUUGAUCGAGGAUGCUUAUGUAUGUCAGACCACCAAUCCUAAGGAUUUCUUUACUCAUAUCCGGUAAACUAGGUUUUAAGCUUAAAUGUGAAAAUUUUAGCGUCAGUAUCGAAGUUACGAAUUGAUUUCCAAAGUUGAACGAAAAAGAAGAGAAACGACAGUUUCAUUCGUAUUGAACUUUUUUGUAUAAGAUAAUAAACUAUUACGGAUUGUGU